AUGGAAGCAGAAGCUCGGUAUUCAGAGUUCAUGAGAGGAGGUCCUUGUAAAGAAUCAUUCAUGGCUUUGCACGAGGAAGCUGGGAUUCGCAGCGAAAAGUGUAAAGAACCAAUGAUGAUGUUGUUAAACUGUAUGGAUUCUCACCCUGAUUACCAUCAACCGGUGAUGAAAACUUGUCUAGAUCAUUUAGUCAAGGAGCUCCAAGGCUUGGAUGCAAUGAAACAAAGCUUUGAAGGAUGA
Messenger RNA from Arabis nemorensis, 240 nucleotides. The record is from the annotation of a GenBank genome assembly. NCBI's taxonomy places the organism in Eukaryota, Viridiplantae, Streptophyta, Magnoliopsida, Brassicales, Brassicaceae.